This is a messenger RNA of Symbiodinium natans, 1236 nucleotides long. NCBI's taxonomy places the organism in Eukaryota, Dinophyceae, Suessiales, Symbiodiniaceae. The record is from the annotation of a GenBank genome assembly.
AUGGGCAAGACAGGCUCAGCCCGGGCUUCUCGCUCAGAUGGCUUCACUUCUUGCCUUUGUGGUCUUGCCCGCUCCUGGACACGUUCUGGCCGUCGAGCCCAAGCUGAGGCUGCGGAGGGGGCAAUAGGCAUUUUCAAGCAGGAUGGCUUCAGUGCCGAUGACUGGGAGGAAGAAGUCGACAAUCUCGUUAAGGAUUUGUGCGCUGCCCCGCCCAUCCGCAUCUGUUUCAUUGGUAAGCGCGGCGUUGGGAAGUCAACCUUGGUCAACAGCUUGCGCAGCCUCAAACCUUCGGAUGCUGAAGCUGCAACAGUCGGCGCAGACGAGACCACCACAGAAGAUACGACGUACAGUUUUUUGGGCAUGCGCCUGCAUGACUUGCCUGGGUGUGAAGGCAGCAUCGAGACAGCAACCAUGGGCAAGGAUUACAUCAACAAGUACAAGUUGCACGAAGCCGAUGCCUGCAUUUUUGUGUAUACAACGGUGCUGGAGCCCCGAAUGCUCGAGUGCGCCCGCAUGUUGCAGUGCGACCACAAGGUUCCCACCUUCCUCGUUCGCAACAAAGUUGGCACCGCUUGCAAAGAUGAGGUCGAAGACGGAAAUGCCAGCGACCUGUCGGAAGCUUUCCAAAGCAUUCGCGACACAGCUUUGCGCCAAAUUUCAUUGGCAGGCAACACAUACAGCAUCUUUGAAGAGGAGUCUCGGCUUUUCUUGGUGGAAGCCAGGUAUGGUUCGGCAGUUCGCCAAGACCCAAAGGAGCUCUACCAGAAGGAAUUCCACCGCUUGAAAGAUGCUCUUCAGAUGCAGAUCCGUGACGAGGCAAAGAGAGCCCAGACACAAGCCAUAUUCCAAAAGAAUGCGAAAGUGCUUGCGCGUCUCAGGGCAGCAGCCUGCAUGGAAAUCGUCGGUGGCCACUGCAUUGCUGGUGCCUUUUCCAGUGAGCUUCCGGGGCUCAUCUACGUUCACCGAAGGAGGCUGGUAAAGGUGUUCAUGAAACAGUUUGGCCUCACCAAGGAGUAUUUGACACGGUUGAAAAACACGACAAUGAUGGAGGCAGCUUUGGGCAGGCAAUUUUUUGUCAAAGAAACCCUCGACCAGAUCGUCCCCAAUGUAGCUGGGCCGGCUGUGCAGGCGGUUAUGAUGUACAGGUUCUGCGAGCGUGCAAUCAAGCAGCUGGAGCCAAUCGCUGCGAAGUAUUACGAGAUGGAAUUUGAGCUCAGCUAUGACAGGUCAGCGUGA